AUGGUCCAUUACAUUCGGUUUCUGCGCACACCGCAGACUGAAGUUGGCAAGAAGACGGUCGGCAUUUCUGCUGUGGUUGCGGUCACCACCGAUUUGGGCGAUUCCCUUUAUCCCCUCGAUGCCGACCUCGUCGUGGAGGUUAUAGAGACCAAUCGUCCAUUUGGAGUGCUUCAUACACAGACCAUCAAGUGGCAGGCUGCUUCAAGAGCCCUCAAAUUUACGGUGAAUUGCCCUGGAAAGUACAUGUCACGGUCCGCUCGACUUCAUGUCACGACCAAAGAGACAGCGUCUACCAUUGCAUCGCUAGGGAUUCCCGAAGUCCUCGAUGUCUGGAGUCCAGCGUUCACCGUGGCUGAUAGGCAGCGAACUGAACCGAUUGUAGAGCGACAGCUACUCUUGCCUAACAAAAGUCGAGUAUGCAUGUGGGAGGAAACAGGUGACAGCAUUGCGCGGCAUAUAUGGGAUGCUAGUCUAGGCUUCUUGCUGUACUUUGCCAAAGCUCUCAGUCCGCCAGCGAUUCAGGGUGCUACCAAGCUCGCUGCUCUACUGAUGUCCAGCAAAGUAAGACGUUUACGAGUACUGGAGUUGGGGGCUGGCUGUGGCAUUGUUGGCAUUGCUUUUGCUCAGAUUGUCAAGUGUGAUAUGCUCCUUACCGACCUGGAAGAUGCUCAGGAGAUUCUGGCGAGCAAUGUACAGUCUGCGACGCCGCUCGCAGGAUCUAGUAUCAGUGCAGAGGUAUUGGAUUGGGCUUCGAGCCUUGACGAUAGUUCCAAUGUGAAUUACGAUCUCUUCCUGGUUUCGGAUUGCAUCUACAAUCCUGACAGCAGCGUCCACUUGGUAGAGACUUUGAGGCAGUUGGCCACUCGUGCACCGAAUGUGCUUGUGCUGGUGGGAUUCAAACGACGACACGAAGCCGACACGAUUUUCUUUGAACGAAUGCGAGACACCGCCUUUCAAGUCACAGAGACGCUCAAUAUCGCAUUGCCUCACACCGUCACCGACCAAGAUGUGAACCAUCCGACGGUCGAGUUCUACACCUACGUCUAUCGACCAUGA
Messenger RNA from Exophiala spinifera, 1056 nucleotides. RefSeq lists its product as uncharacterized. The record is from RefSeq and is a predicted model, not a curated record. The coding region runs from base 1 to 1056 and encodes 351 amino acids. Lineage: Eukaryota; Fungi; Ascomycota; Eurotiomycetes; Chaetothyriales; Herpotrichiellaceae. The transcript is spliced from 2 exons.